CCCUCCCUCCCUCCCUCUUCCUCUCUUUUUGGUUCUCUCUCCGAGGUCGGAGUCAACCUACGCAGUUGAGAGGAGCUAACAAGUUCUGUUUUCGUUUGAUUCAUCAGCUAGCGCUGCUGGCAGUGGUAGGAGGAGGAUGGGGUGGUCAUGGAAGUGGUGGUUGUGCCUGGGUGUGAUAGGAGCGUCCGUGUUCAUCGCGCUGGAAGCUGCGUUGGAGUUCUUGUGGUGGAGGCCGAAGAGGCUGGAGAAGCACUUCGCAAGGCAAGGCAUAAGAGGACCCCCAUACCGCUUCUUCAUUGGCAGCGUCAAGGAGAUGGUUGGCAUGAUGCUGGAAGCCUCCUCCGAGCCAAUGACGCCUCAAACCUCUCACAACAUCCUCCCCAGAGUCCUUCCCUUCUAUCACUACUGGAAGAAGAUCUAUGGCUCCACGUUUCUGCUAUGGUUCGGGCCUACGGCGCGCCUCACCGUGGCCGACCCCGACCUCAUCAGAGAGAUCUUCCUGUCGCGGCCGGACGUCUUCGAGCGGUACGAGUCCCACCCGCUGGUUCGGCAGCUCGAGGGCGAGGGGCUGGUGAGCCUCAGAGGGGAGAAAUGGGCUCAUCACAGGAAGGUCCUCACCCCGACCUUCCACAUGGAGAACCUCAAAUUGCUGAUGCCUUUCAUCGCGAAGACGGUGCUGCGCAUGGUGGAGAAUCUGGCGGCCUCCGGCGAGGAGGUGGAGAUAGAUGUGUCCGAGUGGUUCCAGACCGUGACCGAGGACGCCAUCACCCGGACGGCGUUCGGCAGCAGGUGCUACGAGGAGGGCAAGGCUAUCUUUCAUUUGCAGACACAGCAGAUGGUGUUCGCGGCCGAGGCGUUCCGCAAGGUCUUCAUCCCUGGCUACAGGUAUCGUAUCCGACCAUCGCCAUGCAUCGAUCGAACACGCAUAUGCCAUUAUCCACGACUAAUAAUUUUCUGGAAACAAAUUCAUAGAUUCUUGCCGACGAAAAGGAAUACCAACUCGUGGAGGCUGGAGAAGGAGAUCAGAAGAAGUUUGAUCAGGCUGAUCGGCCGGCGAAAGGAGCGGGCUGACGAGGAGAAGCCCGACGGCGGCAAUCCGAAGGAUCUGUUGGACGUCAUGAUCAAUGCGGGCACCAUGGCUGCCCCGCGAACGUCGACGAUCACCGUACGGGACAUCGUGGAGGAGUGCAAGACGUUCUUCUUCGCGGGGAAGCAGACCACCUCCAACCUGCUGACGUGGGCGACGGUGCUCCUGGCCAUGCACCCCGAGUGGCAGGGGCGCGCGAGGGACGAGGUCCUCCGCGUGUGCGGCGCAGGUGACGUCCCCUCCCGCGACCACCUCCUCAAGCUCAAGACGAUGGGAAUGAUACUGAACGAGACGCUUCGGCUGUACCCGCCGGCGGUGGCCACGAUACGGCAGGCGAAGGCGGACGCGGAGCUGGGCGGCCGCAGCAUCCCCCGCGGCACCGAGCUGCUGAUCCCCAUCAUCGCCGUCCACCACGACCCCUGUCUGUGGGGCCCGGACGUGGCCCAGUUCAACCCCGCGCGGUUCGCGGACGGGGCGAGCCGGGCGGCGCGGCACCCGGCGGCUUUUCUCCCCUUCGGCCUGGGCGCCCGGACGUGCAUCGGCCAGAACCUUGCCCUCCUCGAGGCCAAGCUCACUCUAGCCGUCAUCCUCCAGCGCUUCGCCUUCCGCGUCGCCCCCUCGUACGUCCACGCGCCUACGGCCCUGAUGCUCCUCCACCCGCAGCAAGGCGCGCCCAUCGUCUUCCGGUCUUUAGCUCGACCAUCCGAUCCUUGGACGUUGACGGCAGCCCAAAACGACGGCUGCUCGUGAUCGAAGACGGCCACCUAUUUUCGUUGUGACUAAACUGCCUUGUAAGCUUUGUUGUGCCUAAUGUAAGGUGUCCGUUAAUGAUGCGAAACAUGCCUUCUUUCUUA
Musa acuminata AAA Group (dessert banana) is the source of this 1941-nucleotide messenger RNA. RefSeq names its product cytochrome P450 734A6. Gene Ontology annotation, molecular function: oxidoreductase activity, acting on paired donors, with incorporation or reduction of molecular oxygen; iron ion binding; monooxygenase activity. Gene Ontology annotation, biological process: brassinosteroid metabolic process; brassinosteroid homeostasis. The record is from RefSeq and is a predicted model, not a curated record. NCBI's taxonomy places the organism in Eukaryota, Viridiplantae, Streptophyta, Magnoliopsida, Zingiberales, Musaceae. Bases 137 to 1837 code for a protein of 566 amino acids. The transcript is spliced from 4 exons.